This is a messenger RNA of Nezara viridula (southern green stink bug), 360 nucleotides long. NCBI's taxonomy places the organism in Eukaryota, Metazoa, Arthropoda, Insecta, Hemiptera, Pentatomidae. The record is from the annotation of a GenBank genome assembly.
AUGAUAAACGAACGACCUUGGCGGUGGCCUCAAAAAUACAAGGAAAUAUAUUGUGUUUUAACUUUAGUAAUCAUAAUGAAAGGUGUACUUAUAUUACUACUAUUUUGGAAACCGUAUUUAGCUGAAGGAAAUGCAAAUUCGUACGAGGCUUAUUACAACGAAGAUUUUUAUUCCUUCGUUGUACAGGCUAAUGCCAUUCAACAUAAGAGCAUCGUACAAGGAUUAUUCAGUAAUUUAAUGAGAGAUAAUUCCACCGACAGCUGCCUCCGAGAUUUGAGAUAUUAUCAAGACUCCGUCAAUAGUCACGAACACUGGGCCAUAUCACGUAAAGUUUCUGCUUAUUAUAAAUUUUAUGUUUGA